UGCUUGCAUGGGGCCAGGGGAGGCUGCCCAGGUCCAAGGCAGAAGCCGGGAGGAGAAAGAGGCUGCUUCCCAGAAGCCCAAGAGCUCAGGCUGGGGUGCAUCCUUCCACUCCCCUCCCGAAGGCCCCUGACCCGCACUCUUCCUCUGCCAGCCGGCCAGGCCAAUUCAGGAAAACUAGGUCUCGAGGCUCAGGAAAGAAGGGCACAGCCCCACCCUGGCUGGGCACAGACACAGACAGACACAGACACCGCUACUCCAGGGAAGCUGGCAGGGAACGGGCCACAGAACUUGAAGCUCACACAGCCUCCCUCACUGAUCAACUGCAGAGCUGCUGAGCAGCCUUGGGGAGGUUGUGGGAAGGUGCCUUUUAUGGGGAUUGAGGGGUGAAAGCCCAUCCUCAAGCCCUGUCACGUUCACCCAGGUGGACCCAAGGGCCCCAUUCAGCCAUUGUCAACAUUCAGCCCUUCCAAAGCAGACAGACCCCCGGCAGUACAAACAGGGUUGUCCACCAGGGACAGUUUCAGGCUAAGAUCCCAGACUCUUCCCAACUGAGCCACCGAGGUUUCAGAGCCGUGUCCUGAAUCACAGAGGUCACACAGAAUGCUCCUCACCCCCCUGCAGAGAGGCAGAACCACCCAUCAGGAGGGGUCUCUGGAUGGGCCUACACCCCACAGUGCAGAAGUGAAACUUGAGGGCCUCUGCGGCCUCUGACUGCCCCGCCUGGCCCUCUCGGGCCCCUCCUUUCCUGCCCCAACUGCUGUCCUCACAGCCUCUGCCAGCCAGGUGGCAGAAGCACUAAGUGGCUCUAGUGGUGAGGAAGGGCAAGGGCUGGGGCUGGGCUGGGGGCCCAUCGGACCCCUAGUUGAGAACUCCAUCCCCGGACGUGCGACCCUCCCAUGCCAGCUGGCUCCUGGGAACUGAGCCCCUCAUUACCCACCUCCACCUCCCCAGCUGUGUAGGGACAGAUCCUGGGGCAGAGUCCAGGGCGGCUCAAGGCUCCUCCACACACGCCUGCUGAACCCUGAGCACCCUGCGCUGCCCGGAUGGGGCAGGCUGCGGCCGCCGCCAUGAUCCCAGGCCUGGCCCUGCUCUGGGCAGCAGUGCUGGGGGGUGCUGCCCCCAGCCCUCCCCGCCUUCGGCUCUCCUUCCAAGAGCUCCAGGACCAGCACGGUCUCCGGACCUUCAGGCUGGAGAGGACCUGCUGCUAUGAAGCUCUGCUGGUGGACGAGGAGAGAGGACGCCUGUUUGUGGGUGCCGAGAACCGCGUGGCCUCCCUCAGCCUGGACGACAUCAGCAAGCGGGCCAAGAAGCUGGCCUGGCCGGCCCCUGUGGAAUGGCGAGAGGAGUGCAACUGGGCAGGGAAGGACAUUGGUACCGAGUGCAUGAACUUCGUGAAGUUGCUGCAUGCCUACAACCGCACCCACUUGCUGGCCUGUGGCACAGGGGCCUUCCACCCAACCUGUGCAUUUGUGGAGGUGGGCCACCGGCUGGAGGAGCCCACGCUCCGGCUAGACCUUCGAAGGCUGGAGGACGGCAAGGGCAAGAGUCCUUAUGACCCCAGGCAUCGGGCUGCCUCCGUGCUGGUGGGGAAAGAACUGUACUCAGGGGUGGCCGCAGACCUCAUGGGCCGGGACUUCACCAUCUUCCGCAGCCUGGGCCAGCGUCCAAGCCUGCGAACAGAACCACACGAUUCUCGCUGGCUCAACGAGCCCAAGUUCGUCAAGGUCUUUUGGAUCCCAGAGAGCGAGAAUCCUGAUGAUGACAAGAUCUACUUCUUCUUCCGUGAGUCGGCAGUGGAGGCUUCGCCAUCACUGGGACGCCAGACUGUGUCCCGGGUUGGCCAGAUCUGUCGGAAUGACGUGGGAGGCCAGCGAAGCCUUGUCAACAAGUGGACCACGUUCCUGAAGGCGCGUCUGGUGUGCUCAGUGCCAGGUGUCGAGGGUGACACACACUUCGACCACCUCCAGGACAUGUUCCUGCUGUCCUUGAGGGACCGCUGGAGCCCACUGCUCUACGCUGUCUUCUCCACAUCGAGCACCAUCUUCCAGGGCUCUGCAGUGUGUGUGUACAGCAUGAACGACGUGCGCCGGGCCUUCCUGGGGCCCUUUGCACACAAGGAAGGGCCCAUGCACCAGUGGGUGUCCUACCAGGGCCGUGUCCCCUACCCCCGGCCUGGCAUGUGUCCCAGCAAGACCUUUGGCACCUUCAGUUCUACCAAGGACUUUCCUGAUGACGUCAUUCAAUUUGCCCGGAACCACCCCCUCAUGUACAAUUCGGUCCUGCCCAUGGGUGGUCGCCCUCUCUUCAUACAAGUGGAUGCCGGGUACACCUUCACCCAGAUCACUGCAGACCGUGUAGCAGCUGCUGACGGACACUACGACGUCCUCUUCAUUGGCACAGACGCUGGCACAGUGCUGAAGGUGAUCUCCGUCCCCAAGGGCAGCCAGCCUAACGGGGAGGGGCUGCUCUUGGAGGAGCUGCACGUUUUUGAGGAUUCAUCUGCUAUCACCAGCAUGCAAAUCUCUUCCAAGAGGCACCAGCUGUACAUAGCUUCGCGGAGCGCGGUCGCCCAGAUCCCGUUGCACCUCUGUGCUGCCCACGGCCGCGCCUGUGCGGAAUGCUGCCUUGCGCGAGACCCUUACUGCGCCUGGGACGGGGCCGCGUGCACGCGCUUUCAGCCCAGCGCUAAAAGGCGGUUCCGGCGGCAAGACGUGAGGAAUGGCGACCCCAGCACGCUGUGCUCCGGCGACUCCUCUCAUCCCGCACUGCUGGAGCGGAAGGUGUUCGGUGUGGAGGGCGGAAGCGCCUUCCUGGAGUGUGAGCCCCGCUCGCUGCAGGCGCGCGUGGAAUGGACCUUCCAGCGCGCAGGGGAGGCGACCCACACCCAGGUAGCUAUGGAGGAGCGGGCGGAGCGCCUUACGGGGGGACUGCUGCUGCGCGGACUGAGGCGCGGGGAUUCUGGCGUGUACCUGUGCGCAGCUGUGGAGCAGGGCUUUUCGCAGUCGCUGCGUCGCCUCGUGCUACACGUGCUGAGUGCUGCGCAGGCCGAAAGGCUGGCCCGGACCGAGGAGGCUGUGCCCGUAGCCCCUCCAGGCCCCAGGCUCUGGUACCGGGACUUCCUGCAGCUGGUGGAGCCGGGCGGCGGUGGCGCGAGUUCCCUGCGAAUGUGUCGUCUGCAGCCUGAGUCGCGCCCACCGCCUCCCGAGUCACGGAGGAAGGGCCGAAACCGGCGAAGGCACGCCCCAGAGCCGCGUGCUGAGCGGGGGCCGCGCAGCGCAGCGCACUGGUGAUUCGGCAGUCCACGCCGGGUACAGGGAAGGAGGCUACAGGCAGGACAGGGGGAGGACAGACCGUGGAGGACGCACAGCUAGGGAGCCUGGCACAUUGGUCCCCGGUUGAUGGAGACACCGACCUACAGGCCCUGGCUGAGGGGCAGCCUCCCCGGCUUAUUUAUUAACAGAGGAUAACCCUUGAAUGUAGCCCUGGGAGGGACGGCCCAGGCGGGGCACAGGGGCCGGCUGGUCGGGAGGAGGGAGAUAAGCAAGGCUCCAGAGCAACGACCUGGGCAGAGGAGGUGCCCGGAGUGCCCACCCCGGGAUAAAGACCUCCUCCUUGGAGAAUGAGCAGAAAGCUGUGAACAGGCUGAACUGGUGGGGCGGGAGUGGGACAGGCCGACUGUACUAAUGCAAUAAACACAUUAUGAGCCGAAGCUGGAAUGGCCCCAGCUGACAA
Molecule: messenger RNA, 3732 nt
Organism: Felis catus (domestic cat)
Lineage: Eukaryota; Metazoa; Chordata; Mammalia; Carnivora; Felidae
Gene: SEMA3B
Product: semaphorin 3B
Exons: 18
Coding region: 1044-3290 (748 amino acids)
Biological process (GO): negative chemotaxis; positive regulation of cell migration; neural crest cell migration
Molecular function (GO): chemorepellent activity; semaphorin receptor binding
Source: RefSeq, a predicted model, not a curated record